AGCAGGAAAGAAUUAAAAAAGAUUAUUCUGACGUGAUUAAUAAAUUGGAAAGUUCUAUUAAAGAUAUAAAUUCAUCAAAAUGGAAAGAAUACAAAAAAUGCUUUUUAUCAAUUCAAAAUUCUGAUAAAAGGCCUACUGAUCAACCCUUGAUUGGCAAAAGAUUAUGCGAAAGAUUAUAUUCAAUCUUUAAUCCCCAAAAAAUUUUAUCGCAAGUUAAAAACUCUGAUCAAGAUAAACUUGAAAUAUCGGAUCAAGAAUUUGUUCAAAAUUAUCUUUUUAACAAGGAAUUUGAUGCUUAUCCUAAUUUAAAAAAUGAAGUAAUUGAUUUGUUUCGCAAAGAAUAUUUCGAGUGGAAAGAUAACUUUUUACUUUCUGUAGACGAACUUAUAAAGGAUUCUCAAACAGUUCAAACAAUGCUAAAAAAUUUUCAAACUGAUCUAAAUAAAGAGAAAAAUAAAAUCUCGGAAAAUUAUUUCAUAAAAAUUUUUGAUAAAAUUAAGGAAAAAUAUAAUCAUAAUGGCUAUAUUGACUUAAGCAAAUUAUGUUUUAGAUCUUUUUUAAUAAAAAUUUCUGUUGAUAGAUUGGAGUUUCAAUUUCAAAGAGUUAAUAAAUUAUCACUUGGACAUGUUAAACCUUUAGACAUCCAGAAUAAUCAUUCAGAAAUAACUGGUCAAGAAACAAGAUUUCAUUCUAAUUUUGAAGUUGGGGAUUGCAUUAUUAUUGAAAAUGAAAAAAAGCUUAUUGUUGAAAUUAUUUCUAACAAUCGCUUAAAAAUUGAAGGUUGUUUCUCUGAGAAUAUUCUAAAUAAGUGGCAUCCUUUUAAAAUUUGGCCUAAAACAAAACUUAAUAGAUUAAUUGAUAUUUAUGCUGAUACGUAUGAAAAAUUUCCAAUCAAUCCAUGUAUUGAUAAUGGAAAAAACAAGGAACCACAACUAUUUAUAUUUCUGGAUUGUGAGCAAGCUCUGAUACCUAUUCAAAUAGCAAUUGCUAGAGAAAACAAAUUAAUUCCACUUUAUAAUGGUCUUGAUGCACCUGAAAAUUACAUUAUAAAUACUGAAAAUGAUGAUGAAGAUCAAACAGAAAAAAUAAGCUAUAAAAUAUCAUUUGGAUGGUAUGAGGGAAUUUUUAAAUAUUAUGAUGAUCGAAAGAUUAAAGCAGUAUCCUCAAUGGCUAUCACAGAAGAAGUUAUUUAUGUGGCAUUGGAUUUUGAAGGAAUAGGAUCUUCAGAACGUCAUCCGCAAGAAGAUGUUCCUAAACCUGCUCGAAAAGAUAUUAAAAAAGAAUUUGAACAAAAAUUUCAACAAAUUGUUGCUAAGGAAGGCAUAGAUAACUUUAUUAGUAGAAUUUAUUCUGGGGAAGUUGAUAUAUACGCAUGGCCAAUGUUUAAUGAAAUGACUUGGUACACUACUUUAGAAAAAGUAAAAAUGAAACUUGAUGAAAGAGAAUCUACAUAUGACAAUGCAAAUUAUUUUGAUCGUUCAACUGGAUCCGAAAUACCUGAUGAUAUUUUCAAAGUGCAUGAAGAUAAUAACGAGUUAUUACACAAUAAUUCAAAGUUUGUAUUAUCUGAGGAUCUUAAAAAUAAAAUAAUCAGUUCGCCACUUCCCAAAGAUUCACAACUUUUGCUAUAUAAAAAUGAAGAUUCUGACUUGGUUGAUAUAUCAAAAAUUUUAAUUAAAUUUUUUGGAGAGCACAUUAUGAAACGUGAGGAUACAGCAAAAGAUGAAACUUGGUUUAAUAAUCUUUGUAUCUUUUUAGAUUGUAUAGUCAAAAGGCAUCACAAUAGAGAUCAUAACUGUCUUACGGAUCACAAGUGUCAUUUUAUUUGCCAAUUUGAUGACAAACAUUCCGAUCAGAAUCCAGAAGGAGUAUGUAAACAUGAAG
Molecule: messenger RNA, 1884 nt
Organism: Racocetra fulgida
Lineage: Eukaryota; Fungi; Glomeromycota; Glomeromycetes; Diversisporales; Gigasporaceae
Source: the annotation of a GenBank genome assembly